CCCCCCCCCCCCCCCCCUCUCUCCCAUAACCAAUUUACCAGUCGCAAUCAAAAAGGGGCCAUAGAGUAUUAAACUCAUCGCGUCCAAUCUAAAACAAGGCGGAAACCCUUAUUCCGAACAACCUAACGGUACUAUAACCACUAUAUCGUAUAUUUGCCAUAAUUCAACAACCACUCGCUACCCAAGUUCCCAGACAGCUUUCUGCACCAUGGGCGACUUUGCUGGUUUUCCACGUGACCAAAGAGCUGCCUGGAAUUCAUAUGAUAUGGCGCCACAGAGUUCUCAAUCCUCCCACCGAAAGUCUUGGUCUGGGCAUUCCCAACCAUAUGACUAUCGGCCCCUAAGUGACGGGUAUGAGGGGAUAUCGCGUAAGCGCGAUCGGGAUUCCACUGAUGAAAACCAGCACCAUCAGUUGGCGAUGAUUCGUCGUAAUCAUGAAUAUUCGCGGUUGGAUACUGAAUCGUCGCGCCGCACUCUUUCCGUUUCUUCGGAGAGCCGACAGGGCCGUAAAAAGGCAUCUCGGAAUACUUAUCGGGAUCAAGAUGCAGUCGCCUCAAGUAUCCCACAUGGCCAUUCUCAUCACACGAGCAGUCGCACUACGUCAGUAACUUCUAAGAAUAAAGAGGCCUCCAAUGAGAGUGGGCAUCGAGCCAGCCAUAAAGAUAGACAUCAGAUGCCAGUCCCGCCAAAAGCUCCCAAGAUUCCAAGGCUCCCAUCCCCUGAUUUUGACGACAUAGACAAUAGUAAGUAUGAUACGUCGGAUCAUCAAUUCUGCGCAUGCUGCGGGGGUGACGGCAGUUCCGGAGCAGAGCAUUGGCGAGGAGAGUGCACUACGGCAAAGAUGGAAAGACGGGUGUUCGAGGCGAAAGCUUAUAUCGCACAAAAGGACUCACUUGCUCGCUAAAAGAUGGGGUUUCUACCCUCGGUAUGUGUUAACGAAACAAGGGGCGUUGGAGUUAAAGAUGGCCGGCCGAAAAUGAGUUCAAGGUCCAAGCCCAACGGAUGUAGCGGAUAUGUCGCUACUAUAGAAGUCACCCUGUCGCGAAUAGAGGUAGCCGUUCACAGUCCUAGUUUGGCCGCGACGCUCUGACGGACACAACUACUUGGGUACUGGAAAUCUGAGAUGACCCGGCCGUCCAUGCAUUACUGGCUACGUAACUAUAUGGAGGCGCGUAUACAGCUCAGGUGAUAGGAAGGCAACGUCAUAGUCGACCUAGCGGGGGAUGUAAUCGCGGUUGGUGGUCCGUUUCACUAGCUGCGAACGUUCUCAUGUGUCUAACAACGGCCCCGCGAUCUGUCGACGUCGGAUAUUCAAUAAUCAUGUACAUUAUUCCAUUGUUCUUAUCCAUGGCUAUUAAUUGCUCGGGGUUCAAACCCACCAUCGGAACUUGCAAGGCUCAUAGACUGUGCAAUUAAUGUCGGAUAUUCGUUUUCAUAUAUUGUGUAGACC
Messenger RNA from Daldinia loculata, 1450 nucleotides. RefSeq lists its product as uncharacterized. The transcript is spliced from 5 exons. The record is from RefSeq and is a predicted model, not a curated record. Bases 209 to 904 code for a protein of 231 amino acids. Lineage: Eukaryota; Fungi; Ascomycota; Sordariomycetes; Xylariales; Hypoxylaceae.